GUUAAGCUUAGCUCACAGCAGGUUCAUCGCUUAGUUGCAAUAGUGAGUCACUGCUAUACACAUCAAGCCUCGUCGCGCUCUGUAGUGAUAAAAAACGGAAAGAUAGCCGAAAAUAAACGAUAAGCUGAGUCACCACCAACAGACGGGUCCUGUCCCUGUGAUGGUCAGUUUAUUAGCUCAUGGAAUUCGAACAUCGGGCAGUUUAUCUCGUUGUGUGAACCAGAGCGGGCACGUGUUUUCGGUGAAUUGGUUGUUUGAAAUGCUCGAUCGUGCCUAACUGUUAAUGCAAGAUAUUUUCCACUGUCGCUAUCGUGUUAGUCUAGCGAAAGCGCUUUGGAUAACUACAAAUAAAAUUGAUAAACAAUCUCGAAGGAAUUCGCGAGUUACGAUAAGAUAAGAAAAGUUCCAAUUAGCGUGAACCAAGAACGUGCCACAAAGCCUUUAGAAUCAGUUUGCGAUCUCGUUUGCGCUCGGGCAGUCUUGUUUGAUUUGUGGCUUCUCAACGUUACAUUUGCAAGUGAAUCGAUCCGUAAUGACGGUUCCAAGUUCUGGUGAAUGUGGUGGACCAUCGCCACCACCCCCACCACCUCCGAUAAGUUCAGCAACAUUAUCAGCAUCAUCGUCACCUCGCCACACCAAGAAAGGAACUGCGGAUGGCAACCUUCUGCUAGCAGACAUUCGCAAUGGGGUAUCGCUGAAGCCGACUAAAACUAAAGAUAAAAGUACUCCGGCAUUCAUCAAGAAAUCCGGUGGAGCCAACAAAUCUCUUUCUCCACCACCACCACAACUAAACGGAAGCAACGGAGACGUUUCGAUUGUGGAAAUGAAGGAUGCCUUACAGCAGGAACUGCGAAACACUCUCAAACGAAAGGUUAAGACACACGACGUCGAACAAGGCGACUGUACCAAGAAAGAAGAAAUCGAAAAAUCCAUGGAAAUCAACCGUACUGAAGUUCAGCUCAAAGUUAACACAAAUGCCCAGUUACCACCCACUGUAAUGGAAAAGGAUGUCGUGGAUACUCUUCAGCCGGUUCCUGGUCCUGUAGAAAAACUCCAAAAUGAACCAAAAGUUGUUAAUGGGGGUACUGCUAACGUUAAAUUGACGUUUGAAGGCUUCCAAAGUCCUGUUUUUCAGAGGGCACCAGCCAAACCUCAAAGAGCCAUACAAACUCAGAUUGUAGAUGAUUCUAAACCAAUCGUUCCAAUUACCGCAAAACAAACGGCUUCUGUUAAAUUAGAAACACAACAGAAUGGACCGGUGAAACCGGAGGCAGUAGAAAGUACUCCAAAUGUCAAGAAAAUCACUGAAGCAUUUCAAACCCCUGCUCUCCAGAGAUCUUCAGCAAAACCUGAAAGGGCCAUGCAAAGCAAACCUUUAGAAAACACUAAACCAGUUGUUCCAAGCACCGCUAGCAAUGUCAAGGAUUCAACGAAAGCGCACAGUCCAGUGAAAGUCGAAAUUAAACCAUUCGAAAGCUCAAGAGCGCCGUUGAAUGGAACAUUGAGGAAAGUCAGCCCUCAGAAAGCCCUGACAAUUGAUGUCAACGUUAGUCAGGAUGACCGACUUAAGAACACUAUCUUAUCUCCGGAGGUAAAAUGUGGAAACGCUGCGAUACGACCAUCGCAGAUAAAAUCACUGACUCAGCAAGGCAGUCACGUUUCGCAUACCGACAUUCUGGAGAAUCCCAAACCAAUCAGCAAAAAUCCCAUUUCGAUGGGGGAAUCUCCAACCUAUGUGUACUCGUCGCCCACUCCCAAGACUAUCAGUCCCGCUAGCAGUGGCCUGUCAUCCCCCCGAACUCCUACCCGCACCACUAUUCUAGAUACUAAAUUUAGCAACGGUAUCAGUAGAACACCUCCAGCUUCACCAAUAGUCGAUCGGAAUGUUCCGCAGAAAAAGCUCAUGAUGACCCAUCCAAAGGCCAGCUUUACUUUGAAGCGAAAUGCUUUCUGCAACAAUCCCAAAGAGAAUGGCCAGAAAGAGCCUAAACCAGUAUUCCGAAUCCUGUCAAACCUGGAACAGGCAGAAAGCAUGGAAGCAGCGCAAGAACAGAAGGUACCACUCAAGCAACAAGCCAAAAAACAGCCUCCCAAAGCGGACGACCCGGGAGAGGAACCGAUUCUGACUUCGUAUGUGAGUUUCUCCAAGGAACUGGCCAAUGCGCCCAACAAUUAUCCGGAAGUAGUAACGAAACACACGACUAUCGGGGUUGUGAAACAGGAUCUAUUCUUUGACAAUACGAACCUACGAGACAUUAAGAUCGACAUCAUCGAAGGUGGAGGGCAAUUUAAGGUCGUUAACAAGUAGAUACGAAGCAUGCUCGAUAUUUGCGAAUAUACGAUUAAGACUGAGAAGAUGCGGUCGACGCGUUGGGACACGCGAUCAGUGUUUCAAAUUAUAAAUUUGCGUGGGAAAGCGAUUCGACGUUAUAUUGGAGGAAGUGUAUAAUAGUGCGAUAAGUUUUUUAGACUUUUCACGUUUCAACGCCAAUAAUAGCAUGUCAGUUCCAUAUGUAGCAUUUAAAAUGUGAUAGUCAAAGUUAGAAAGCGCAUUUCUCAAGUAAAUGUCCAGAAACUUAGUAAGCUUUUAAUGGAAUAGAUAAUAGUAGUGAAUAUUAACGAUUGGUAAUGAAUAAAAUAAAAUUAAAAUUACAAAAACCGUUACGGGACUGAUGUGUGAUUGGGCAGUGAAACUUUAAUUUGUAUUUGAAUCAAGCCAUCUAAUGUAAGAAAUAAAAUUUAUUUGUACCGAUCAG
Ochlerotatus camptorhynchus is the source of this 2756-nucleotide messenger RNA. RefSeq lists its product as uncharacterized. Gene Ontology annotation, molecular function: actin binding. The transcript has 2 exons. The coding region runs from base 533 to 2308 and encodes 591 amino acids. NCBI's taxonomy places the organism in Eukaryota, Metazoa, Arthropoda, Insecta, Diptera, Culicidae. The record is from RefSeq and is a predicted model, not a curated record.